Messenger RNA from Sebastes umbrosus (honeycomb rockfish), 828 nucleotides. It is a transcript of the gene lsm3, whose product is annotated as LSM3 homolog, U6 small nuclear RNA and mRNA degradation associated. The coding region runs from base 107 to 418 and encodes 103 amino acids. Gene Ontology annotation, molecular function: RNA binding. The transcript is spliced from 4 exons. Gene Ontology annotation, cellular component: catalytic step 2 spliceosome; precatalytic spliceosome; U4/U6 x U5 tri-snRNP complex. The record is from RefSeq and is a predicted model, not a curated record. Gene Ontology annotation, biological process: P-body assembly; mRNA splicing, via spliceosome. Lineage: Eukaryota; Metazoa; Chordata; Actinopteri; Perciformes; Sebastidae.
AAAAAAAGAAAACGCGUGUUUGUCUCCGGACCUGGCAACCCUGAAAACGCGUGUUUCUCUCCGGACCUGGCAACCCGCGCCCCGCUCAGACGUCACGACGCAGACCAUGAUGGCGGACGAGGAGCAGCAGCAGCCGACGACCAACACGGUGGAGGAGCCGCUGGAUCUGAUCAGACUCAGUCUGGAUGAGAGGAUCUACGUGAAGAUGAGGAACGACCGGGAGCUCCGGGGUCGACUGCAUGCCUACGAUCAGCACCUGAACAUGAUCCUGGGGGACGUGGAGGAGACGGUGACAACGGUGGAGAUUGACGAGGAGACGUAUGAAGAACUUUAUAAGUCGACCAAGAGGAACAUCCCCAUGCUGUUUGUGAGAGGAGACGGCGUCGUCCUCGUAGCUCCGCCCCUCAGGGUGGGCUAACCCCGGGACCACUUCCUGCUGGGGGGAGGGUGGCGCGUGCUGUCAUGACGGGCUGAAACAGCCCCCCGCCCCCAGGGCAGACUCUCCUGUCAACACCGUCCUCUUCAACACUCAGACGCUGCUCAGACUCACAGCUCAUCUUCCCUCUGUCGGCUGCUGGGAGAUACAACCUGUUUAGACUGGAGGACAGAACGAGGACCUCUGUUUGGGACGGAGACGGCCUGUUUGGGACGGAGACGGCCUGUUUGGGACGGAGACGGCCUGUUUGCUUUUUAUUUGGGCAAAUUGUUGUUUAAUGUAUUUUGGGUGAUUUCAGGCCGCCAUUUGAGUUUCAUUUGUCAACAUGUUUCAUUUGAUGUUGCUCAGUAGAGUUAAUAAAUCAAUAAAUCUCCUCCGUUAAGCCUUCAAAA